This is a messenger RNA of Rhodamnia argentea, 2633 nucleotides long. RefSeq lists its product as uncharacterized. Lineage: Eukaryota; Viridiplantae; Streptophyta; Magnoliopsida; Myrtales; Myrtaceae. The coding region runs from base 1049 to 2425 and encodes 458 amino acids. The record is from RefSeq and is a predicted model, not a curated record. The transcript is spliced from 15 exons. Gene Ontology annotation, molecular function: DNA binding.
ACACCAUUCUUCGAGUUUCCAUUGUUUCUCAGAGAAAAGCUAUUGCGGACUCUCUUAUGGCAACCGAUGCAAGUGGGAAAGAAAAAGGUGGCCCUAUCCCUAUGAUUGCGUUCGACGGCCACGCACUGUGCGUCACCGAAGACGAUUUUGGCGAAUCUGAUCAAGCAAGCGGAGUUCGCGAGCGCAAUGGAAUUCGAUAUCUGCUCCCUAAUGAUGCUCGAGCUCUUCCUUCCCGCUGCCAUUCUUGGACCUUGGGAGACGAAAAUGAGGUCUCCGGCGCGACUUGAAAUAUCAAGUCCCUCCAGCGGAGAUAAAAUAAAUAUGACGGGAGACAUUCUUUCCCUUCCUCUGGGAAAAGAGUGUGGUGAAGGAGAAGAUAAUUCUGCUAUUACUGCUGCAAAUGGAAUUUUAUCUCCUCUUUGGCUUGUUUGUUCUUCAACCAGGUGUCAUUGCAAUUUUUCUGUCCAAAAUGAGCCUGAGUUCUCCGGUCUAGACUCAAGACGGUUCUGAUUCUGUUUGGUGACACGACCUACAACGAGGCUAGUGAAAUUUAGUGUUGCCUAAGAUCUUUGGCUGGCAAAACAUCUGGAAGUAAGUUUUUCCAGUGUUUUAAUAGCAGGACGCAUCAGGAGCUCUCGCUUGAUUGAGGAAUGGCAGAAGCACUGGAAUUUCUAUGGGGAGUACAUCUUAUAAGUUUGGAGUACUUAUCAGGCAUAAUGAGGUCUCUACUUAUGCUAUCUUCAUGGGCAAUUUAAACAUUUUGGAGCUUUCUAUCAGGGCCUUCAUCUCAAGCAAAGUCAAUAUUGAAGCUUUUUAUCCCCCUUUUGGUUGGUACGUUGGAUAACUGGUCUUACAUGAUCUGAAGCAUAAAAUGCUCUGUCUGAAAUGGAGAAAAAGGGAACACGUGGUCACGAGGCAUAUUUGAUAUUUAAGCGAUCCUUUAACAGUGCCUCAAUAUUUUCGAAAGAGGGGUGAAAAUUCAUCACAGAGGAAGUAGCAAAGAAGAGAGCUUUGACUGGCGGUAAAGGAAAUCUGCUUGUUGCCUGGUAUGUCUGAUUCUGAUAGAUCUAGAAUGAUCCCUGAUGGCUGGAUUUUUCGGCGCAAGAUCUGGCGUGGAUCUGAUGCCUCGCAUUACUUCUGUCCUGCCACAGGCCAAAGAUUUUCAACCUAUAAAGCCCUUAUGCACUAUGUGGAAUAUGCUAAAAAAGCAAAGGUUUCCAUCUAUGCGCCGGACUUUGGUGCUGGUAAAUCAUCAGGCAAGAGAAAAGGUCGCUCACGUGCUAAGACCAAAGUUUGUAAGCCAGCGACCAGAGGAAAAGUUCCUCGCAAAGGGGAAAUGGCUGCAUCAGCAGCUCUCGAGGAGCUUCCCUCAGAUGUUGGUCAGAUCACGGUUCCAAAGUCUGGAAUAAGUGGAAAGUUUCCUCCUAAAAAUUGGGAGGAAGCAUGCCUGCCAGAUUCAAAGGAGGUUUCCCCAGCUGUCGGUCAGACCAAAGUUUCUCACCAAAGGACAGAAGCUGGCUCAGCAGCUCUCAAGCAGCUUCCCUCAGAUGUUGGCCAGAACAAGGUUCUGAAGUUUGGAAUAGGUGGAGAAUUUCCUCCUAAAGGAUGGAAGGAAGCAUGCCUGGCAGAUCCGGAGAAAAUUUUCCCAGCCGUCGAUCAGACCAAAGUUCCUCGCAAAAGGACGGAGGCUGGCUCAGCAGCUCUCAAGCAGCUUCCCUCAGCUGUUGGUCAGAAUAAGGUUCCGAAGUUCGGAAUUAGUGAAAACAUUCCUUGUAAAAGGAGGAAGGCAGCAUGCCUGCUGGAUGCGAAGGAGCUUUCCCCAGCCGUUAACCAGACCAACGUCCCGACAGUAGGAAUGAGAGCAGAACUUCCUCCGGAAAGGAGGGAGGAAGCUUGUCUGCCAGAUCUGAAGUUGCUUUCCCCAGGCGACAAUUACUCCAAAGACCUGAAGUCAGCAUUGGGAGUAGAAUAUCCUCCCAAAAGGCUGAGGGAAGGUUAUCUGCAGCUUUCCCCAGCUGUAGAUCCUACCAGCAUUUGGAGCCCGCCAAUCAGAGCUAAAAUUCCUCCUAGAAGGAAGAACUACUUUGGCCAGAGCUCCAAUUUAGGGGUCAUCAAUGAGAGCGAGGUUAACAUCGGCUCAAUGGACAUGAGUACAAUGGGGGAUUUUGGUGGUUUUCAACCGUAUGCUCCACUUGAAGGGGGCUCAAGUGAGACAAAUUAUGACUGGGCUUUUGAAGAAAAUAUUUUCCCUUUCCGAGCCGAGUUUGAAGCUGGUGAGGAACCUACCAUCUCUGCCUUAGACAAUGGUGUCCAAAUUUACAUGGAGCCGAGCAGGCCAUGCAUAGAGCAUCAAUAUCGUAGGAGAAACGAGAGAAAUAAAAGCACUCGUCCAACUGUCGGGCAACUCAGGAAGAAGGAAACCUGAAGUAGUGUUUGCUGAGACUUCGGACCAGCCAUCUCUUGGACUUAUUCAUAAUAAAGAGAAGAAACUCUAUUAAUGGGGACUCUGUCAUUUACCCUACCUGCUUUCUAACUUCUUAUCAGACAUUUCUCUGGUAAACUUUAUGCUGUUCCGGAGCUUGGUUUGCUACAGGUAAGACUUAUUUUAAGUUAUCGACUGUUUUGAAUACUCA